Podarcis muralis (Common wall lizard) is the source of this 1822-nucleotide messenger RNA. The record is from RefSeq and is a predicted model, not a curated record. Lineage: Eukaryota; Metazoa; Chordata; Lepidosauria; Squamata; Lacertidae.
GAGGAGGCGGGUCUCGGCCUCCCUGCCUGGCAUCUUUCUUUCCUUCCCGCCCCCCAGAUUUUUAGAAGGCCCAGCCCUUGGGGCGGUGUGGCGUCAGCAUGGACGGCAGUGCCCCUGAGCAGCUGCAGGCUCCUGUGCAGACAGUGCCUUCACUCAACAUAAACAGCAUGUGAGCUGGGGGUAGAUAAGCAACAACUCCACUAAACGCCCCUGGCUGAGUGACUUGCCAAAGAGCCCAUCACUGUCAUGCAUGGUUAUCCUUGGUUGGCUGAGUUGUGAUAUCAUUAGCCGUGUGUGCCAGUCUGUUGACCUUGUCUCAGAGCAGAGGAGGCUGCUGAAGGCUCAGCUUUCUAACACUUUUAUCAGACCUGUUGCUGCUGAGGAAGAAAUUUUGGUGGCUUUUUUCUUCUGAAGAAUGUAACAAACGUAAGAGGAAACUAGAAAGUCAUUGGUUAGCACACUGGGAGAUCUUAUUGAUGCAGAGUCGUAUGAAAGUGGGAACAACUACAAAGGAAGAAAGUCCCUGCAUCAUCCCUCUGUUGUGAAGAAAUCUACUGUCAGCAUCCAAAUCUAACAGACUCAGACAAUUUAGGGUGGAAUACUAUGAAGCUAGUGCACAAUCUGGAGCUGCAGUUUUGACCUUUGACUUACUUCUUCCUGUUUGGUCAGAGAUGGAAGCAGAUUCAACUGUCCCAAUUUGGCAGAACAAACCUUAUGGCUCGGCACGCAGCUUUGUGAGAAAGAUUGGGACAAACCUUCCUUUGAAGCCGUGUCCUAGAGCAUGCUUCCAGGAAUUACCUAAUGUUUCAGAUCUUUAUUUAAAUGACACGCCCCCUGUCCCCACUCUGGCAGACGUAGCAUGGAUAGCUUCAGAUGACGAAGAAACAUAUGCUAGAGUCAGGACAGACACUCGUCCACUAAAGCACAAAUGGAAGCCCACGCCACUUUUCGUUAUUCAGCGGAAUGCCUCUGUCCCAAAUUUGAGAAAGCAAGAAGAAAAGCUGCUGGCUUUGAAGAAACCGGGUUUACCCGCUUUGAGUCGGACAACAGAGCUCCAAGAUGAACUGAGCCAUCUGCGUAGUCAGAUUGCUAAGAUUGUAUCAGCAGAGUCAGCUUCCACUUCAUUAACACCUGAUUUAUUAUCACCAGGAAGUUCAAAUGUCUCUUCUCCCUUACCUUGUUUUGGAUCCUCAUUCCAGUCUACAACUUCCUUUGUCAUUAGUGACAUUACAGAGGAGGAGGCAGAAUUAGAAAGCCCAGAGCUUCCAUCCGUUCCCAUGCUUUGUUCUGCAACCUCUGAAUGUUGUAAAGCAGACCCAAAGGAUUCCGACGACGAAGAUUCGGUGUCCCUGUCCAAGGCCAGCAGUUUUGCCGAUAUGAUGGGCAUUCUUAAAGACAUUCAUAGGAUGAAACAGAACAAAGACUUGAACAGAACUUUACUGAAAGAGGAGGAUCCUGCAAUUCUUAUAGCAGAGGUUUUAAGAAGAAAGUUUGCCUUGAAGGAUGAAGAUGUAAACAUGAAGAAGAACUGAAAUUAUGCUCAUUGGUUACCUUGUAAAGUAAAUUAUCGUUCUCCUAAGAUCUUUCUCCACAGUGGCUGCCUUCCUUGAACAUCAAAAGUCCUUUAGGGAUUAGGUUUCUACUCUGUAUGUGCGUGUGCUGGAAGGGGGAAUAAUUCCUACCCAAGCAGAACUGUGAAUUUGCUGUUUUCCACACAGCCAAGAGAGACUUUAAAAAGGUAAAUGGUUUUCCACAUUUUGAACUGAAGCAUUGUUAGCAAAGUAGCAAGAUGAAUUAAAAAGGAUCUAUUCAUAAUUUUGCU